Messenger RNA from Trematomus bernacchii (emerald rockcod), 4549 nucleotides. It is a transcript of the gene grk6, whose product is annotated as G protein-coupled receptor kinase 6. Gene Ontology annotation, molecular function: G protein-coupled receptor kinase activity; ATP binding. Lineage: Eukaryota; Metazoa; Chordata; Actinopteri; Perciformes; Nototheniidae. Gene Ontology annotation, cellular component: plasma membrane; cytoplasm. Bases 1 to 1728 code for a protein of 575 amino acids. Gene Ontology annotation, biological process: signal transduction; regulation of signal transduction; protein phosphorylation. The record is from RefSeq and is a predicted model, not a curated record. The transcript is spliced from 16 exons.
AUGGAGCUGGAAAAUAUCGUGGCCAACACGGUGCUGCUGAAGGCACGGGAAGGAGGCGGCGGGAACAGAAAAGGAAAAAGCAAGAAAUGGAAGCAGCUGCUUCAGUUUCCCCACAUAAGUUUGUGUGAAGAACUGCGACAAACCACAGAAAAGGACUACGGCAGCCUCUGUGAGCGGCAGCCUAUCGGACGCUUUUUGUUCCGACUGUUCUGCGAGACCCGACCUGAACUGAGGCGCUGCGUCAAGUUCCUGGAUGCUGUGGCGGAGUACGAGGUGACUCCAGAUGAGAAGAGGAAGGAGUCCGGUCUGGAACUAGUCGACAAAUACUUCAACCCAAAGUCGGAGGACCAUGUGCCUGAGGUGGAAGACGCCAUGAUGGCUCAGUGCAACGAGAGGCUGCAACAGGAGGCCUGCAAAGAGCUCUUCAAGGACUGUACCAAAUUGAUCCACGACUACCUGAGCGUGGCUCCCUUCGCUGACCACCUCGACAGCAUGUACUACAACAGGUUCCUCCAGUGGAAAUGGCUUGAGAGGCAACCAGUUACGAAAAAUACAUUCCGACAGUACAGAGUUUUAGGGAAAGGAGGCUUUGGAGAGGUGUGUGCGUGUCAGGUACGGGCCACGGGGAAAAUGUACGCUUGUAAGAAACUGGAGAAAAAGAGAAUAAAGAAAAGGAAAGGAGAGUCCAUGGCGCUUAAUGAGAAACAGAUCCUGGAGAAAAUCAACAGCAGAUUUGUAGUCAGUUUAGCGUACGCCUACGAGACGAAGGACGCUCUGUGCCUGGUGCUGACCCUGAUGAACGGCGGGGACCUGAAGUUCCACGUCUAUCACAUGGGCGACGCCGGCUUUGACGAGAAGAGAGCCGUGUUCUACUCUGCAGAGAUCUGCUGCGGGCUGGAGGACCUGCACCGAGAACGCAUCGUCUACAGAGACCUCAAACCAGAGAACAUCCUGCUGGACGACCACGGCCACAUCCGGAUCUCAGACCUGGGUUUAGCGGUUCAUGUUCCAGAAGGACAGUCCAUCAAAGGACGGGUGGGAACCGUAGGAUACAUGUCUCCGGAGGUGGUGAAGAACGAGCGAUACACGUUCAGCCCCGACUGGUGGGCGUUGGGCUGCCUGCUGUACGAGAUGAUCGAGGGCCAGUCUCCCUUCCAGCAGAGGAAGAAGAAGAUCAAGAGGGAGGAAGUGGAGCGGCUAGUGAGGGAGGUGGAGGAGGAAUAUUCCAGCAAGUUCUCCGAGGACGCCAAGUCCCUGUGUCGAAUGCUUCUGGCCAAAGAGCCCUCAGAGAGGCUGGGAUGUGAGCAAGGGGGAGCCUCGGAGGUCAAAGCCCAUCCCCUCUUCCGCUCCAUCAACUUCAAACGCCUCGCGGCCGGCAUGCUGCAGGCGCCAUUCAUUCCUGAUCCGCAGGCCAUCUACUGUAAAGACGUGCUGGACAUCGAGCAGUUCUCCACAGUGAAAGGAGUGGAGCUGGAGCCCAAAGACGCGUCCUUCUACAGCAAAGUGUCCACGGGCAGCGUGUCCAUCCCCUGGCAGGACGAGAUGAUCGAGACAGAGUGCUUUAUGGAGCUGAAUGUUUUCCACCAGGACGGGACGGUUCCUCCAGACCUGGACUGGAGGGGACAGCCGUCUCCUCCGCCCAAACAGGGUCUGCUGCAGCGGCUCUUCGGCCGGCAGGACUGCUGUGGUAACUGCAGCGACAGCGACGAGGAGCCCACCAGGCUGUGACACACACACACACACACACACACACACACACACACACACACACACACACACACACACACACACACACACACACACACACACACACACACACACAGGAUCUAAUUUGUUUACAACUUUUGCACAUUUGUAUUUUUAACAUAGUACUAUCUCUAAAUGUCAGAAUGUAUAUUUUCAACAUAACCAUAAUGUUAAAUGUUAUUUAAAAAAGAAAAAGUUGUGAAAAAUCACUGGUUGACGCGUUCCAAACGAGGAGACGGGAACUUACGGAAGAUGAACAGAUAUUUUUUUUUUGCUUUUCUUGAUUUUUGGAAGGCUUUAUUUUUUCACAUCCACUUAAACACAUGUCCAUCUCACUGAUCUGGAAGCUGCUGCUGGAGCAGAUCCACUGAAACGCUUGCUGUAAAAGUGCCUUGCUGUAGGGCACUGUGGCAGACUAAUGGAGGACUGAGCGUACUUUCCCCACUUUGUCCAGGGAAUCAAACUAGUGACCUUCAGCUCAUGAACUCUGACCACUUUACUUCUUCCUUCCAUUCUGCUGAAAUAAACCUCACUGCUCUUUCUUCUAUUUAAUGUUUUAAAAUGAACUUUGCUUGGUUUUUAAAUGGAGAUGCCAGGGCCAAGAAGUUGUCUCUAUCUGCAGAUAUUUUUAUAUCAAUAGUAUUAUUGUUUUUCUUUGAUUAAGGAUUUCUUUACACUGUAACUUGCGUUAGUGCAGCUCCUCUUAUUAUUGUCAAGAGUGUGUUUUUCUUAUAGAUACAACAGUUGUUUGGUCCAUUUUUACAGAAACUCUGAGACUUAAAUUAAUCAUUUUCAUGCUCUGGAAAAAUUAGGCUAACAUUGGAUUUUCACUAGGUCCAUAAGUUUCAGUUUCUGGAAUUCAGAUAGUUGUUUAGUCCUUUCAUUUAGUCAGUUGUUGAUUUUCAGAUACAUUUGACUGACAGCUACUCAUUUUAAACCCUUUUUUGGCAAAACAUUCAGCACACAGUUUAAUCUGUUGGAAGGAUAAAGUUUACAUCUUUGCAUGUUGAACUAACCUGCAAAACUUGUUAUUCAAAUAAGUCGAUGUUCGAUCAGAAUCCUAGUAUUUAGUUGCUACUUUCAGUAAUUAGCAUUUAUUUAAAUUGCGUUCCAAACACAGCGUUUUGUUACCACUUGUCUCUCAGGGUUUCUGUAGAAUGUAUUCCUUUACGCAAUUGUAUCCUCUCUCCCCCUCUAUGUGUCUUUUCUUCAUGAGCAGAUGAUGGUCGGAUGAUUCUCAGACUGUGCAGGUUUACAUACAGUAUGUUCUCCCUGCUGGUAGACCAUUUCAUGUAUGGGAGUAACAAAGCAAGAGUAACUCGAGCUUUGGGGAUAAAUCCUGAGACUGCAGGGAAACGCCUCUGUUGCAGUCUUCUUCAAACAGAAUGGCCUCUGAUUGUAAAGCUAUUAAAAUGAAAUACCUCUGAAUGUACCAAUGGCUUUCAUGUUAUUUCUGAGGUUGAAGAAGACAGAUGACAGACACCAGACGAUAUGGAAUUAAUUCAUAAAUGUCUGGAAUAAUAUGAUUAAAAACAACAUCUGAGUCGCAUCUCGUCUUAUCUAACCAUGCAGAUUUAUUUUUAUUUGCUCAGGUUUUCAAAUAGAAAAACAUAUCCCUGUGUGUGCAAGUAUCCCAGCAUGCAUUUCUAUCAACCAAAAUAGCAAGAUUUAAACCAAAACUAUCUGCAUGGCCAGAUAUGAUUGCAGUUAGGAGAUAAAAGUGUGUUUUUUUCUCAUUUGAAUGACCUUAUCUUUAAAGUCUAGAGCUGCAACUAACCAUUAAUUCAUGAAUUUUCUGAUUGUUUAUAAAUCAGUCAAUGAGCUGUCAAUGAAUAUGUCAGGAAAUCUUGAAUGCUAGUUAUAAUAACAGCAGUUCUCAAACGACAGUCCAAAGCCAAAAGAUAAGCUUUAAAUUAUAACGUUUGAGAAGAUGGAUUCAGCAAAAGUUUAUAAAUGUUUGCUCUAAAAUGUACUAAUUAAUUAACUGAUUCUUAAUAUAAUUGCCUUUUUUUUGGAUUGAUGGAUUAAUUAUCAAAGUGUUGCAGCUCUAAUACACUGUUUUUUGAAAAGCAGAAUUCAUCCUUUAAGAUGUCUUUUUAUAUUUUUGUCAAUUCUUUUGUUUAAAAUAAUCAAACAAUGGUCUACUUUUUAUAAAUCUCUUUUGCAAAGGGAUUCUUUUUGAAUGUGUGUGUGCAGAGAAUGGUCUAUUGUUUAAUUUCCUUUGUAUGAAUCAGUCUUAAAGCCUGUCAUACUGUCAGUCUUAAAGCCUGUCAUACUUUGCAUUCUGCUAUCUGCCUUUGUUCAGCCACAGAGCCCUCCACCAGUGUAUUGUUAAAGCGGUUCAUUUAAACCAAACCAGUUAAAUUAGAUCAAAGAUGACAAAGUCCUUCCCAUCCAAGGUGCCUUUUUGUGUUUAAAGGUUCUUCUCGCCUCUUUUUAUACACACUGUGCUCAUUCAAAGCCUGCUGCUGCGUCACUUCCUGUCUGUGGUGAAUCUCUGUUUGUGGUCAAAACCAUCACUCUGCACGUCUCUGUGAAAAGGAGGACGAUGAGACUGAAGAACCUCUGGACUUAAAGACUGCUGUGGACUUUCUGGAGUCUCUGCAGUUUUUUUUAAUAAAAGACAGAGGUCAAAGGGGACAUUUUGGAGUCAGGAAAGCUCCCUAACAUCCUCCAUGGACGUUUAAAUCAGAACUGCUGUGCUGUGUCUCUGCUGUCAGAAAAUACUGUCCUUCAUGUUUCCUUUGUGUUGAGGAUGCCCUGUAAUCUGCCUUAAAGGAUGAUUCCACUUUAUUACAACUUG